AAACCACAGCACUCGGAACCAACCCUCGCUUUCAUCUUCCGAUUUCCCUCUUCGUAUUCCGAUAUUUUCACCGAUAUUCGGCCGUUGAAGCUCCAGAAACUGUGCAAUAUACCGUUGGGAGCAUUUUGGGUACGACUACGAUAUACCGUUGGGAGCAUUUCGGGAGUGGUAUUUGAGAAGCAGUGAUGCCGGCGGGGCCAGUAUCGGCGUACGAGAAAGCUCCGAUGGGACAGGGGAUGGUGCCGGUGUCUGUGCCGGUACAGAUGCCGGCGGCGCCAGAGUCAUUCGCGAAGGACGCGAUUAUCGCGUGGUUCAGAGGGGAAUUCGCGGCGGCGAACGCGAUGAUCGACACACUCUGCAACCACCUGGCUCAGCUGACAGGCGGCGUCGGAUCGGAGUACGAGAAGGUGUUCGCUGCCAUUCAUCUCAGGCGCUUGAAUUGGAUCCCGAUCCUUCAGAUGCAAAAAUACCACUCGAUUGCUGAUGUGGCGAUCGAGCUCCAGAAUGUUCUUGACAAGAAGACGGAGAACGUUGGAGGAGCUGAAGGUGUGAAAAUAAGUGAGGAAGCAAUGGAGGUUUGUUUGGAAGGGAAGAAAGAGAAGGGAACCGAUGAGGAAGUGAUGAAAAGUAAUGGAAAUGUUGAUGGCGAUGAGGUGGUAGUAGAAGAAGAGGACUCGCCGGACAGUGACAUUACUGAUUCAGGGUCUCAAGAUGUGCAGCCAACAACAGAAUGCACAGAAUCCCAGCCUACGUCAGAAAAUAUUGGGAUUUGUGGUAACCAUGAAGAGUGCGGGGGGCGUUCAACGCAGAUCAAGUUAACAAAAGGUUUCGUAGCCAAGGAGCCAGUGAAGGGGCACAUGGUGAAUGUUGUGAAAGGGCUAAAGCUGUACGAGAACGUAUUCACUGUUCCAGAGCUUGCUAAGCUGUCUUAUUUUGUGGAUGAACUCCGUAUUGCUGGCCAGAAUGGAGAACUCUCAGGUGAGACCUUUAUCUUAUACAACAAACAGAUCAAGGGAAACAAGAGAGAGUUGAUUCAGUUCGGGGUUCCAAUUUUUGGACAGAUAAGCGAAGGAUGUAAUGGGGAGCCUAUUCCAGCCCUUCUCCAAAAUGUCAUUGAUCACCUGAUUCAAUGGGAACUAAUACCAGAGUAUAAGAAACCAAACAAUUGCAUUAUCAACUUCUUUGAUGAGGGGGAAUAUUCACAACCUUUUCUGAAGCCACCUCAUUUGGAGCAACCAAUAUCUACUCUUCUCCUCUCUGAAUCAACAAUGGCUUUUGGACGUGUUCUUGGAAGUGACAAUGAUGGAAACUUUAAAGGGCCAUUCAUGCUUACACUGAAGGAAGGGUCUCUUAUAGUCAUGAGAGGAAACAGUGCUGAUAUGGCAAGACAUGUUAUGUGUCCAUCUUCAAACAAAAGGGUCAGCAUCACAUUCUUCAGAGUUCGGACAGAAACCAACAGAGACCAACUAACACCAGUAAACAAGGACCGGUCACAGGUAACCCCCCCCCUGACAAAAGCCAUUACCCUGUGGCAACCAGGAGUUCCUACUGGAUACACAAUGCCAAGUGGAGCUUUCAGUGGUUAUGGAACGAUGGAUGUAAUGCCCAAAUGGGAAGUUGUUCGCGCUCCACUUGUCAUGCUGGCCCCAGUAACCCCUAUGGUGAUGAGCCCCAGAAAGAUGCAACAAAGUGGCACAGGUGUUUUCUUGCCCUGGGCAGUGAAAUCAAGAAAACAUGCAAAGCAUCUUCCUCCACGUGCUCAACGAAGCCGGCUUCUUGCAUUACCUUCUACAGUUGAUACACAUGCAGCAGAGCCAACUUCUGAGCCAUGCAUCAGCGUUGAGGGAACAGCAGUAUGAGCUUAUUCUAAGGCAGCUCCGAGGCCAAAGCAAUACCAAUCAACAGAGGUAUUGCUCAUGAUCUCUUCCUCUGAAGAUGCUUCUCUUCUUGUACACACAAGACCUCCGGUGCUGUUCAAUGAUUUACCUUUUUCCUAUUUUCUUCAGUAACUCUAGGUUCUGUUUAUUGGUUUUUAUACCUUUUCUUGGAUGCCAAUCAUGCUAGGGUUCUAGAAACCAUUGAGCUUUAAAGUUUUAAGGGAGUGUGAAUAGCCUGAAUAGGGGGUGGAAUUUUGUAUUGGCUACAAAGUUUUUUUAAAUUGAUCUCUUUUAAGGACACAGAGAAAUUUCUGGUUGCAUAUUUUGCUGAAAUGGUAUCUGAAUUAAGCUUUUAUGGA
Messenger RNA from Vitis vinifera (wine grape), 2236 nucleotides. Its product is annotated as RNA demethylase ALKBH10B. The record is from RefSeq and is a predicted model, not a curated record. Gene Ontology annotation, biological process: mRNA catabolic process. Gene Ontology annotation, molecular function: demethylase activity; mRNA binding. Bases 186 to 1859 code for a protein of 557 amino acids. Lineage: Eukaryota; Viridiplantae; Streptophyta; Magnoliopsida; Vitales; Vitaceae. The transcript has 7 exons.